GGUGGCGAAGAUGGUGGAGGUGUUUGGAAUAUGUUUGUUUUUAUGCCAUUUAAUUUCUGCCAUUAGCGGCGAAAUUUUUAAAUCGGACGAUCUUAAAUCGCUUCAGCUUCUGCAUGUCGUGUUUCGACACGGUGAUCGAACUCCCAUUUCUCUCUAUCCAAAUGAUCCUAACCUGCAUUAUAAAUGGCCAGUAGCAUUAGGAGAAUUGACAGUUUUGGGAAAAUAUCAACAUUACAGAUUAGGAAUGUUUUUGAGGGAAAGGUAUAAAAACUUUCUGACUGAAAAUCCAGAAGAGGUGAUAGUAAGAAGUUCUGGAAAAAAUCGAUGUCUGGAGAGUGCCGAAUGUAAUCUAGCAGCUAUGUAUCUCCCUAAAUCAAAAUGGGUGUGGAAUAAAGAUUUGAACUGGCAACCAGUACCAAUUCAAACAGUUCCAUUAUCUGAUGAUAAUCUUUUGUAUACUGAUUCUCCUUGUCCCGAAGCUGAGAAAGAAGAAGAGCGAAUAAAAGGGUCUCCAAACGGACAGAAAUAUAUUAAUGAGCAUAAAGAGUUAUUUGAAUAUCUUUCCAAUUACAGUGGCACAAAAGUUUCAUUUUGGAAGGAUGUUGAUUAUCUUUAUAACACAAUAUGGAUAGAGAAAAAAUACAAUUUAACAAUUCCUUCUUGGGCAAUUCCAGUUUGGGAUGAAAUGAAUCAAGUUACUUCCGAUACAUUUUAUUGGGAAUUCAGUACAAAGUUGAUUCAGAGACUUCGUGCUGGUCCUCUCAUAGGUGAAAUAACUAACCAAAUGCUUCAAAAAGCAAAAGGACAGUUAUCAGAUCAAAUUAAAGUAUACAUGUACUCAUCACAUGAUACUCUAAUUGCUGCCGUGUUAAAUGCUCUAGGAGUGUUUAAUGGAAUUGCUCCUCCUUAUUGCGCCACCAUCGUCUUCGAACUACACUCGGACGGCUAUCAGGAUCACACGGUUAGGAUUUUAUAUUUAAAUACUUCCGAUCCCACCGAGGAACCGCAACAAAUACAUCUCCUUAAAUUAUCGAGCUGUAGCAAGAGAUGUCAGCUCGGGAAGUUUGUGCAACUCACGCGAGACAUUGUACCUUUGGAUUGGAAGAAGGAAUGCGGUUUAGUCAAACAACCGCCUAUUUUGUCACAACAAGCCAUAAUCAUUAUUGUCGUCCUGGGCAUUCCGUUGCUCAUUUUAUUAAUUGUGGUGAGCGUGCUGCUUUGGAGAUACUGCUGUCAAGACGACGACGGAUUUCCGUACCAAUUAGUCCCUACGGUGUGAAAUAACCGAAUUGUUUUGGAAAUAUUUUACAAUCAUCUUAAAUGACACUUUUGGUUCUGUUUGGGAGAACUAUUAAUGUACGAAAAGAAAUAAGAAUUCAAACAUUCAGUUUUUAUGUAAAUAUAGAUUUAAUAAUUUUUAAAUAUUUUCCUAAAUUUAUGCUUGAAAUGUAAAUCACUUUAAUUUGUAAAUAGGUCCACUCAGAGAAAAAGAAUAAUUGCAGAUACUAGUUGAUUGCAUAAGCCAUUUCAUUUUGCACACUGAUCUUGAGCUUCUCUUCCAGUCUGAUUAUUUCAUUUAAUCAGUUGCUUUUCAGCAUUGGAUAUAUUUUGAUGAAAAUUAAUUUUUCAAACAUUUGAGCAAAAUUUUAUUUUAAAUCACUUAGCAAUAAGUGGAGAAAAAUAUCUUUUUUUGGUUGCUAUUUAAUGUUUAAGGAAUAAUCAUUUCAUUAUCAGCAGUUUGUUUAUUUAGCGGCUGCGAUGUUCACUUUGAUGCUACAUUUAUGGUGUUCUUCUCACGCUUCAUUUGUUAAUUUUUAUAAUUUUUAUAAAAUGACAUAAUUAUAUAAUUUUAUAAAAAUAUAUUUAUUGCAUAUUUUACUUCAAGCCAUCACAUUUAUUAUAUUAUUCUCAUAAAUUUUUGAUUUCUUCCAUUUUUGACGCAAAAGGCUCUGUGCCAAUCUGGACUCCGAGCAGACGCCGACGGUUCACGCUCGAGCAAAUCAAAGACUAAAUCAAACUUCCGUAAUUUCACUUCCCGCAGAUCGAACAUUCCACAGAAAAAAAUAUAUAGUCUAAUUUAUUUUGCUAGCGAUCUAGAAAUGUAAUUUACAAUGCUGUCAGAGCACAACUAUUAUAUGCAAUUUGUUUCAUUUUAAAAGAAAUAGUUGAAUGAAAGAAAACUAUGUGAUUGAUCUUUUAAUUAUAAAAAGACAACUUUGAGUAAAUUUUAAUAAAAUUUUGGCAUUCUUAGAUUAUGUCAUCCAAAAAACAUCAAUUGUGGCACAAUGCUGAUAAAAUGUAGCAGUUAAAAUAACCAUUUUCUCAGAGCUUUACGUCCAUUGAAAAAAAGGAACAGAGUUUCUUACAGUUGAUUUACAUUUUGGGCAUUAUUUUUUGUAAAAACACCAUUUAUUUACUUUUAUUCUUUAUAAAGUUUUAAAAAAAUAUCAAAUUAUACAAAAUUAAAAUUUGUAUGAUAAAUUAACUUAGUGUUUGUACAGUACAUUAUAAAACAAUAAACCAAGAUAAAAAUUUGAAAAUAUUUAGAGACUCAAUAGAUCUAGAUUCUCGAAUAUUCAUAUUACGGAACCCAGAGUAAAGCGUAUUAAUUCCAUCAUUUAAUCCGGAUAAGUUUUACGCACGGAAUUUAUACGAAUAACUAAACGGAUAAUAUAUGCUUAUUCCAGAAUGCGUCCGCCAAACAUUCCAUAUACGGCCGAACUCCAGCGUAUUUAAUUAUAUUUACUGAAGUCAAACUGCAGUACACAGUUGGAGUUUAGUGACGUAUGGAAUAUAUAGCAUUUCACAAACGCUUAAUAUGAAUAAUCGAGAUUUACUGUGAUAGUAAUUGUAAAUUAGAAUGUUUGAUCGUAUUUAUUUAUUUCUUUGUUGUAAAUUUGUUUUUCGACUAAUCACUUAAAUCUGUGAUUACGUUGUAUUCGAAGGACCAAUGUGUGUAUUAUAGAAAAGAAAUGAUUUAUUAACAUUUUUGUACAAAAGUUAUUAUAAAUAAACAUUUAUAUUAUUUUA
Messenger RNA from Centruroides sculpturatus (bark scorpion), 3030 nucleotides. Its product is annotated as prostatic acid phosphatase-like. The transcript has 10 exons. Gene Ontology annotation, molecular function: phosphatase activity. Gene Ontology annotation, biological process: dephosphorylation. The coding region runs from base 11 to 1279 and encodes 422 amino acids. NCBI's taxonomy places the organism in Eukaryota, Metazoa, Arthropoda, Arachnida, Scorpiones, Buthidae. The record is from RefSeq and is a predicted model, not a curated record.